This is a messenger RNA of Penicillium roqueforti, 1005 nucleotides long. RefSeq lists its product as uncharacterized. Gene Ontology annotation, molecular function: oxidoreductase activity, acting on the CH-OH group of donors, NAD or NADP as acceptor. Lineage: Eukaryota; Fungi; Ascomycota; Eurotiomycetes; Eurotiales; Aspergillaceae. The transcript is spliced from 2 exons. The record is from RefSeq and is a predicted model, not a curated record. The coding region runs from base 1 to 1005 and encodes 334 amino acids.
AUGUCUACCCUUAACCUCAUCGCCGAUUACUCCCAAAUGGUUCUAUCUCACCUUCCAGGACCCACCCGACAUCUCUUCCGCAACCCAACAGCCCAAAAGGCCGUCGGAAUUCUCGCCGCCCUCACCUUCCUCCGCGCCACAAACGACUUCUUUUCAAGACGCACCCUACAAAACUGGACUUCCAACCAACCAUGGAUCCCGGCACGCGAGCUCAUCCUACUAACGGGUGGCUGCAGCGGAAUCGGCAAGCAGGUCAUGGAAGACCUCGCGCGCACAGGCGUGCGCGUCAUCAUCCUCGAUAUUAAUGAGCCAACUUUCACACUGCCGGCUAACGUCACCUUCUACAAGGCGAAUGUCAGUUCCUCGGCGGAUAUCGCGAAUGUCGCGAGCACGAUCCGUGACAAUCACGGCGAGCCCACGGUCUUGAUUAAUAACGCUGGCGUUGGACACGAGGGGGCAAUCCUCGAUGAAUCCGAGGAGAAUAUCCGGCAGACUUUCGAGGUCAAUACCCUCUCCCAUUUCCUUAUGGUUAAGGAGUUCUUGCCGGCUAUGGUGAAGGCGAAUCAUGGUCAUGUUGUCACUAUUGCUAGUAUGGCGAGCUUCGUGGCUCUCGGUGAGAUGGUGGAUUAUUGUUGCACCAAGGCCAGUGCGCUUGCUUUCCAUGAGGGACUGCGGCAGGAAUUGAAGUAUUGGUAUAAUGCGCCCAGUGUGCGCACUAGUAUUAUUCACCCUGCGUGGGUACGUACGCCUAUGAUCAAGAUGCUCACAGACAACGAGGCGCACUUCAGAGAGUCUAUCAUGACCACCCAGGUCGUGUCUGACGCUAUCUGUAAGCAAAUCUUGACUCAGACUAGUGGCCAGGUUCUUCUGCCUGCCAGUAAGUCGGUGGCUACUUUGGUGCGCGCUAUGCCAACCUGGAUGCAGGAGGGUGUGCGCAAUUUCGCGUCGGGUUCCUUGAAGAAGAUGUGUGUUCUGCAGACAGAGGAGAAGGCCCAGGCGCAGUAG